AUGCCACUCAUCAAAGAAGGCGUGCCAUCCCCAGCAACUAAGCUACGCAAGCUAGGGACCAAGGAGCAGAACCAGGUUAACCUGAAGUUGCUGGGAGCGGACAUCGUGCUGCCCAAACAACUUGAAGAUCACGAACAACCAUCCUUUCCAGAACGUCCUCGGGAACUACCAGCCACAAUUCCCGACGACUUCGUGAAGGACACCCUGGCAGAACUAAAUGCACACCCGCGAGACAGAAGUAUCAGCUUCCAAGCAGACGAUCACGUAUACUUCUGGAAAGGAAAGCGUGUGUCGAGAUCAGUCACACAGUUUAUAAAGGAAUUCACCGAACCGUUCUGCGAAAAGCAGGUCAUCAAUUCAAUGCGACAGAGCCGCAACUGGCCACGUCCCGGUUACCUGAAGACUUUGCUUUCAGAAAACCAAAAGAAUGAGUUGCAGAAGCUACCUGGCAGCGAAGAACUUCUUGCGGAGCUCAAGCGACAAGAGCGAGACGAACUCAAAGUCUGCCGUCUUGCCUUCAAGCUACGUGCAAACCAAGCGAGCAGUCCAAAUCAAGAUGCCGAUGUAGCAGAUGCUCUGACAGAACUCGGUCUUUCUCGGGAAGAAAUCAUGCGCAAGUGGGAGAAGGCACGCCAGGAUGGAGCAAGAGAAGGCACAUGGAUGCACGCACAAUUCCAGUGCCUGCUCAAUGGUGGCUCGGUUCCCGACAAAACCACCGAAGUGUUUCUCCUGUCACAAUUUCUACAGUCGCAAUCCAACACGAAGGCUUUCCGAACAGAGUGGCAAGUGUACGCAGACAACGAAGACCUGGCUGGCAGCAUCGACUACGUGGCGAAGAGACCAGACAACAGCGUAAUCAUAGUGGAUUGGAAGCGCACAAGCCCAUCUCGGCUCCAACGCAAGGCGUGCAACAAGUUCAUGCGGACGCCACUAGGCCACGUCCCUGACUGCACACUGUGGCACUACCGCCUCCAACUCAACGUGUACAAGUUCAUACUGGAAAAGUACUACGGAGAAGCUGUUUCCGCCAUGUACAUAGUGGGAACCAAUCCCGAAUACGGAGACCAACCGUUCAUAGACAACGUUCCCACAAUGGACGUCGAGACAAAGAAUCUCCUAGCAAACGCGCGGUGA
This is a messenger RNA of Symbiodinium natans, 1134 nucleotides long. Lineage: Eukaryota; Dinophyceae; Suessiales; Symbiodiniaceae. The record is from the annotation of a GenBank genome assembly.